Molecule: messenger RNA, 9676 nt
Organism: Paramuricea clavata
Lineage: Eukaryota; Metazoa; Cnidaria; Anthozoa; Malacalcyonacea; Plexauridae
Source: the annotation of a GenBank genome assembly
GUAGCCAAAGAAUUAUAUCCAGCGUUGAUUAACACGCAGUAAAUUUCAACCGGUUCCUCAUGGCAAAAGCAACCUUUCUGUUUUUCGGUGCUGUGGUUUUAACUUUUUUAUUCAGGAAUUUGGAGGCAGUGAGUCCGGGAGGGUAUGUUUUAUCUUUUAUUCUGUAAUUGAUUACAUUUGAAUAUUACUAUAUCCUUUAAUUUAUUGUGAUUUAGUUUUCCGUAGUAUAGCACCAUUUUAAAUGAGAAAAUACUGUGAGAUAAAGCCAUCGAGCGUUUCAAUAUAAUUAUCUCCUUGUUUUCUUCUCUUCUUAAUUUAUCUUUCUCUUUUGGUGCAUGUAAGCCUAGUUUCGAUUUUGUCGUUAACUGCCGUGAACAUUUAUAGUGAGUUUAAGCCUUACGUUUGAGAUCUAAUUUCCUGGCUUCAUGUUUAAUUUUCUUUGUUACGUGAAAAGGAUCAUUCUUCAUUAUACACUUUGAAAAUAACAAGUCCAUUUAAUCCUUACGGAAUACGUAUAAAUAUACAAAUCGAGGUGUUUCCCAAGACUGGAUGAACACAAAAGGUCGCCCUAUAUGGUGCUGGCAAAAAAUUUAAAUCAAAAGUCCAACAGGAUUUCAAAAGGUCUCUAGCUCCUUUUAUAUUAUUGUAUUUUAACUAUAUUUCCAUUGUAGAUAUUUUUUGAGUAAAUAUAUUCUAUUCUAAUCUACUCUUUGCUUUUUUUGCGUAAAAUGCGUAUGAACGCAAAGCUUAAAGUGACCGAUCUAAUAAUUAAGUGUUGAUGAUUUGAUUCUCUCUAUAUAAAGCCAGUUAAUUGAAACUGAUUUGUAUAAAGCGCACAAAGGACGAUCUAGAUUUUAAAUGUCGAACAUGACUUUGUCGCAUUAACAUUUACGAUAGAAUCGUCUAAGACUAUGCAGCUUUCCCAGCUUGCAUGUGUUUUAUCCCAUUCAUUUCCCUGGCUAUGUCAUCGAAAACAGACUUUAUAGGGCGACAAAUAUAAGCUGGGUUUAAAAAACUUUAAUUCUGUACUGAAGUGAAGCAGAACGUGUUUGGGCAUGAGCAACAUUUUAGGAAAUAUUAAUUCUUAAUGCAUGUAUUAGCAAUUAUCAUUCUGGUCUUCAGUUACAAUAAUAUAAUUGGUUUGAACGUAUUCGAUAUGAUCAAUUUCACCCCAAGCAGGAUUUUCCGGUGACAGUGAUCCCAUGCAGCGUCAAACUGACGGUUUGAAGAUUUUGAAGUUCGCUAACGUAUACUCUUUGCCCUAUAUUUUUACCGGCGCCGAACGGUCAAUAAAUGUCGUCAACUGCAUGAAACAAACAAACAAACAAGGGUAGGUACCAGGCAUUUUAUAAAAUUAUAAUUCUUAAGAAAUUAUUGUGUUUAUGGAUUGUACGUUAUUUAAAUGUUUUUAAAAUAUGUAUAUAUGCCAGUUUCAUUUAUACGGCUGCAGAUUAUUAGCUAAUAAGGAGUUUAAGCUUCACGUUUCCAGGAACGGCAAACGGCAGGUUCGAACUUUCUGGGCAAAAUAUUCGUUGAACGUUUGCGUUUCAUAUUUUCUUUGUUGCGUCGAAAGAAUAAUUAUGUAUUUCAGUUUUAAAACAGCAAGUUCAUUCACUCACCGUAAAAAUUUUCCUUGCCAGGCGUUCGCCGUUUGACGUAUAACGCGAAGCUUAAACUCUCUAAUACCGCCAUAUGUAAGAGAUCGAAGUGCAUAUUUUCAGCUCAGCGGGAACUAAUAGACGUAUCUGCUCCACCAAAUGCUUUAGCAAAAAUUGGUAUAAGAUAUCGUACAUCCUUCAUUGGUCAGUUUAUUCGAAUGAAGCAUUUUGUAGAAAGCAUUUUUGGUAUGAGGCGAACGGUAAUCAAAUAUUAUCAGUAAGCUUCUCGAAUGUUCAAUUCCCAUGCAAAUAUUCCAGUAUAUAGCUAGUAUGCAAUCAUGCAAAAGAGAACAAAAAUAGAUUUCUAAAAGAACUGCUUCCAAGAAAGCGAUUCGUUUCCAAGUAAUUGUAUAUGGCUAUAAAAUACAAACUUUGCCAGUUAUAUAUGAGUCGUACAUGCAUUUGCGGUUUGUGAUAGUGAAAAAUAGCUAAUUGCUGUUCUACCUUCCUGUUUCGACGUUUUUGCUGAUAAAUUGCAACGCAGCGAGUCGUACGUUUUCCGAUCUAUUCACUAGCUUAUUAUUAAAGUUCUUGUUUCCUUUUUGUGUUCAUUCAGUCAAUUUAUACACAAUAUAAAUUUUAGUGGCAAUGCUCCUGCGCCAACUUGACAAGUGAUUAACCAUAUUAAACACAGCCAUAUUACUCUAAAGUGUCAAAAUUCAUUCUUGCAUUCAUCACGUGUGCACGUGCACAGCUUCUGACGGAACAUCUAAGAGCCAAUGAGAGUGAUAAUUCCAUAUUUGGAAUAAAACUGACCAAUCAAAAUGUGCAAAUUUUAAUACAAUAAAUAAAGCAUGCUUCAAUCAAGCCACUUCAUUGCAAAGCUAUUCAAACGCCUUACCCACCCACCUCGUCAGGUCAGAUGGUAUGCAUGCAAACAUUGGAUUUAAAAGGAAUACCUGGAACACUUGUGCUACUUCUUAGAAACAUUGCAAACAUUGGAGAACAUUGCUUUUCCGGCCGCAAACAAUACUAAGCACAUAUCAACUGAAAAACUAUAUAUAUAUAUAUAUAUAUAUAUAUAUAUAUAUAUAUAUAUAUAUAUAUAUAUAUAUAUAUAUAUAUAUAUAUAUAUAUAUAUAUAUAUAUAUAUAUAUAUAUAUAUAUAUAUAUAUAUAAUAAAGUUCAUAUGAAGUAAUUCAAGUUUGUCUUCUAAUCUUAUAGGGCCUAUAUAUAUACAGUAUAUAUAUAUAUAUAUAUAUAUAUAUAUAUAUAUAUAUAUAUAUAUAUAUAUAUAUAUAUAUAUAUAUAUAUAUAUAUAUGUACUAUUUAAAGCACGCGUAUGAGUGUUUUAUCACAUAUAAAACACGACGCGUAGCGGAGUGUUUUAUAUGUGAUAAAACACGACUACAAGAGCUUUAAAUGGCUUAAAAAACGACUCAGCUUAUACGAGUUGAUUGGCGAAGUAAUUUUUAAAAUAAACUUUGUCUAAACCGAGAAAAUCAAAGUUAAAGUUUAUGUAAAUUAACAUGAUUUUAUAUCACAUAUAUAACCACGACACGCUUAUGAUUUUUCUUUGUGUUUUGCUUCUGAAUUAUUAAUGAGUUUUUUAAAUAUAUAUAUAUAUAUAUAUAUAUAUCCGAGAAAAUUUUUUAGGUCCAAAAUUAUCAUUAUCCAAAAUUGCCCCUGGAAGUCGGUGCCCCCCCCGAUCUUUUGAUGCUUCCUAAAGGCCGCUCCAUUUACAGUUCUAGAACAUUUGGAACCAUGUUCAGUUCUGGAACGAUAUGAAAUGGAGUGCACACGGUGUUCUCGAACAGUGUUAAGUUUAUUAUAUAUGCGUGCAACCAUGCAUUAUUAUAUUCAUUAAUUAUUUGCAUAACAAAUCAUAUAAUGAUUUCCUGUUAUUUGUAUAUCCAUUUAAGCAUGCUUUUGCAAGGUUUUUACUCGUCGAUUUUGCCCGCAACCCAGCAUUCAAACACCAUAUAAUAAGUAUAUGUCGAUAUAUAGCGGUUAACCCUUCAAAAUAACACUCUAUGCAGCGUGCAUUGGAUACACAAAAUUUGUCGCCUCCAUUUUCAUUCGCGUGAAAAUGGGAAGUGUCACGUAUUCUGUUCUAGCUGCCCCUACUUUGAAGUUGGGGCAGUCACACAGUUCAGAACAAUCAUGUAAUCGUGUUCUGUUUUAUUCCAUUAGUUUUCCCAAAAUCCGGAGUACUCCGAACAGUAAAUGGAGCAGCCUCAUAUAGGCCCUGGGUUUUGCGAUGGGUGGAAGCGAGAGCCUUUACAUACGUUUCCGUUGACAAUUCAAGAGUGCCACAAAGACAGCCAUAUAAAAUACCAUUUUAGUCCGCGAUAGUCGAUAUUGUUAAAACGUAAAAUAUAAGUUACAAAGCAGUAAACACAUACGUAUACUGUUGAAUUUUAAAAAAAUUAGGGUUAUAGUGAAAACUUGUUCACGUGUUUGAAAAUUUUAGCGGGCAACGAAAAUUCCUCGCGCAGGUCGCAAGGAUUUACAUAAAUCGUGUUUUUUAGGCUGUACUAACUGUAGGGAGCCGCUUUAAGUUGCGUUGUUUACUCGAGUGAUCUUUUGGAACUGAGUCCAGUUCAUUCGACAUUGGUGGUGUAUAGGUAUAUCUUACUAAAGUUAAAGCAUGAGCUCGACCUUUGAAUUUACUACAUGAGUAAAUUGUUAAAAACACGUCCGAAAUUAUCAAUGCAAUAAAUUCGCGACACGUGUUGAGCCCUAACCCUAAUGUUAUCUUAAUCAACCCUAAUCUAAUCUUAAUCUGACACUAAUCUAAACUUGGUGACUUUUUUUAAUAAUCGAGGUCGAGCUCAUGUUGCAGCGCUUAAUAUAUCGGUUAUAUCCAUGUAUAUCAAUAUAUUUUAAUUUCGUAUUUUUAAUCUUAGCAAACAUGUUAUUACAAAAAGCUCUGUGUAUUACACAAAGCAAUCAACCAAAGUGGUGGCAAAAAAAUUUAGAACGACUUGCACAAAAACGGGCUUUUGGCUGGCACGUCGGAUACGGUGUAGGUAAGUGUAAAUUAAACACGGUUCUGUUUGAAUACCAGAUAAAAGAGUUAGUAUAUGUUAUACCAGAAAUCAGAAUAGAUGCAUUGGGUUAGGAUUAAACUACCUGAAAAGUACAAUUAAAACUUAACGUUUCGAGCGAAGACCCUUCGUGGGGAAGUUACUAACACGACGUACAACUUUGCAUAUUUACAAGAGCGUAGAAAUGAAAUAUUGCAUUGGCGACGAACUAUUUUCUUUGCCUUUUUAUAACACGUCGAAAACACUUGGUAUUUCAUGGCUGGCGUAUAAUAUGAUUACAGUGAGAAGGAUUUUUGUAGAUGGAAAUUUCGGGCGGAAGAUUAUUUUCAAUUUUAGUCCUUAUUAUAUUCAUUUUGAGAUCAACGGUGUUUCCUGCAAUCUGAUUGGUUCACAGGAGUGCGAUUUCAGUGCGAAUCGCACUCCAAACCACGCCUUACGUCAUCAUAGAUUUGACGCUGAAAUUGAUUUCAAUCAUAUCACAUGGAUGCAUGGCCAGAAUCACAGACAUGAUGUAUUCUACUUCCUUCGAAUAUCAUAAAUAGGUUGUUUGCAACUUGCCUCAAAAUCGCUGGCUGCGAAACAAACUCUGUCGAAGUAUUUAGUGUAAUUUUUGCCUGAUUUCAUGAGUUACUGCCUUCUCUGUAUUUUGAAAUUUGUACAGAGGUUAUAUAGUUUCAAGUCAUUCGUCUUUUUAACUCUAUAUACGAAUUUGAGUCCUGAUGUAUACAGAUCGUGUGCCAAUUAGUAUACAAGCGAUGGCCAUUUUAUCGUAUGGUAAAAUCCCCUCACAUUUGCCUGUUAUGAAUUCAUAAUUUGUCGCAUUAAAUUGCCCAAAGUCGCCGUAAGUCGCCCUUGAUUAAGUCGCCUUGAAUCGCAACUCAUUUUUCCUCAAAUUUCCUUAAGUCGCCCUAAGUCGGCGACGCAAUUUUUUUCCGUAGACAAUCGGACUCCUCAUUGAUAGUCGGACGCAUCUUUGACCUGCGCCCUUAAACAAAACAUUCAGCGGCUUCCCAGUGUAUUUUGCUCGCGCAAUUGGUGAUUCAAAAUAUUCUAUUGCUUGACAUCUGACAUAUUUUAUUAAGUUAUAUUCGCCAUUCCCACUUGCUUUUCUUUGCUUUUGUAACUCUUGGAGCGAUUGUAGAAUACCCAUCCAUUUUUUAUUCUACGCCUUUCAAACAUGGAUACGACUGUAUUAAUACAUCUAUAUUUAGGCUCAAUAGAUUAUAGGUAGCUCUAUAUUUUAGUAGAUACGCGGAUACGGCAUGGACACGCAGUCAACUAGUUAUUUUGAGAACUAGACAUUAAGGCAUAUACAUUUAGAUUAGCAAUUCUCAUGCUAUAAAUAGCUCCACAAUUUAAUGGAUAUGCGAUACGUGCGUAGAUACGCAGUCAAGUCGUUAUUUGGAGAACGAUGUAUGCAGUUAAGUCACGCACAGACGAGCAAUUUUUCCUUGAGAGUUUUUCCUUGACCAGUUUUAUUUGCUCGUCGGUGUAUAGCAAAAAAUUGACAAGUUUUUCUUGACAAGGAACCUGGUUCAAAAGCUGGUCAUGUCAGCUUUUCAAGCAGGAGAACUGUUCGUGUGUACGGCCGACCAGGAAAAAUUGACAAGGAAAUGCUUUGAUUUGAAGAUGCAGUAUUAAAGUUUGAUUCAUCUUCAGGCCUAUACAAUAUAGUAGAUAUAUAUACAUGAAGUAUUUGGACAUGUCGGCAACAUGCAGGCUCGUAAAACUGAUAACGGUCGGAGUCACGGAGAAAUUGAUCAAAAAAAUGUUUGUCGUGCACACGCGAGAAAAUAAACUUGACAAGGAACUUGUCAAGGAAAAAUUGCUCGUCUGCAUGUGCGGGGCUUUAGUUAGCAUUAAUUAAUAGAUCAAAUUGUCAUGCUAUUCUGGUUGCUCUAUAUUUUAGUGCAGUGGAUACGCGGAUACACAGUUAACUAUAGUUGUAGCUUUAUGCUUUAUGAAACUUAUUUUAGAGCGGGUGUUUUCAGGCAUGAUUCUAGGGUAAUCGAAGAAAUUGUCUGACAAUUAUUUCGCAAUAGUAUCAAUUCGCAAUAUUGUCUUAGUAAUUAGUUGGUGUAUUUUAGAACGAGGCAACAGAUCUGGAUACUAGUAUAUACGUAUCCAGUGAAAUAGUGGCCGGGCUACAUGAUACGAUAUUACUAGUGGACGGAAUUCUGCAAUACCGUACUUCCUUCUCUUCAAUUGGGAUUAUAUAUAUAGUACGCGCGGAGGCCUGGACCCUGAUCAAUGAUGCGUCCGACUAUCAAUGACGAGUCCGACUGUCUACGGAAAAAAAUUUGCGUCGGCGACUUUAGGACCCGAAGUAGACCUACACUACUGUCACUAGGAACAAAGAAGAAUGCAGAAUAUCUAUAGGUAAUCAUGCGAUGUUGCUCGUACAAUUAGGGAUUAAUAGUACUCGUGAUGUUUGGAAAUUUUGCCAAAAUUGGCAAAUUUCCAAACAUCACGAGUACUAUUAAUCCCUAAUUGUACGAGCAACAUCAACAGCUGGCCUCUGUAGCUCAGUUGGUUACAGCGCUGCACAAGAAUCGCAGGGCCGUAGGUUCAAUUCCUACCAGAGGACCUUGUGCUGCAUUUUUCGCAGUCGUUCCUGGUUAGGUCUUAAAACGUAUAUAUUCUCACUUGGAUUACAAACACUAACAUCCUAAUAUUAAUUCCACCAAGUGAAGUGCAAUAAUCUAAGUCAUUCAAGUCCACCUUGUUUACUAUUAGCAUGACAAAAUUGGAUACUUCUCAAUGUCAUCAUCAUAUUCUCUCGCCAACGCCCAGUCCUGCCAAACUAUCAACCAAAAUUUGGUGCUUUUGUUCGUAUUUUCAUUUAGUUCGUUUGUCAAAGCAACAUUUGGUGCUUUUGUUAGUAUUUUCAUCUAGUUCCUCUAGGGCAAUUUCAUUUCACAUUUGUAUUUUGUUAAAAUACCUUUCCGCCAUUUUGUUUGUUUUGGGAAAAUCCAGUAAUUUUGUCAUGCUAAUAAUAAAGGCAGUAACUCACCAGGCAAAAUUACGCUGAAUAUUUCUACAAACUAUGUUCUUGCAACCAGCUAUUGCAAAUUGCAAACAACCUACCGUAUUCUCUAAUUUUGCGAUUUUGACAGCAUCACGUAAUAUAAUUUACUGUUUAUUACGGAAGCCAUAUUUCAACGGGUUAUGCAUCGAUGACAUGCAAAUUACUAAGGAAAUACAAUAACCACGCCCGUCAUUUCUGGCCCGCAUGAUUUGAUUAUAUGAUUCACGAAAACCACGAGUUCACAGGAUGGCCGACAAAACAGAGUCACGAGAUUUUUGAUUUAUUCAUUAUUGGCACCUAUUAAAUUAACAUGACUGAAAUAUAUGUUUCUUAAUUUAUCUAGGAAUCUGUACUACACAGCCUACGAAUUAGCGUAUAAAAGUGUGGCAAAAUAUCGCACAAUUUAUGUGUGUAAAUAUGGUUACAAGGAAGUUUAUGGCAAAUGUGAACGUACGUAUAUAUAAUGUAUAUGUCGCUCUAAUAUAUGUCACAUGAAAAUUUCAAGUCCGCGCAUUGUUUAGAAACAUUUUGGUUAAUAUUUUCAGGAACAAAGAAUAGUAGCUUUUAAUGCACCCGAACAUUAUUAGUAAUAAUAUUAUUAAUCAGUAAUAACUAAUUUAGAUCCAUUGAUGCAACAUCCACUUUUCGGCAUAUUAAAAAUAACAAAAGGAAGACUGCAGAUGUUGGCCAGAGUCGACCAGAAUUGAUAACCAAAGACGUAUUUCGUUAAAUGCUGUUUCUAAAGUUCUGACUUCAAAAGUUCAUUCUAAGGAUAUUAGAAGAGCGAAUUCUUUUUGGGUUUUCAUCAACCUAUUUUCAAAAUUACCUAGCCUUUUUUGUACCCUUUUUUAUCACAAAUCGUAAAUAAUGUUGUAGUGAAUUAAUUUUGACCUACUCUUAAGACUUCAUUUUAAUUAAGACUUCAUUUUGAUCCAGUUUAAACACUGAAAUAAUUUUGAUCCAGUUCGAUGAUUGGAAAUCCAGUAUCAUCAUGACACAACAGUAAAGCAACAUGGUCGUUUAAUAACUUAUCAAAUCCUAAAGAAUAUAAAAUGAUUUACCCAAAACAUUUUGGGGGGCAAGAAGUUAUAGGGAAAAACGAGAUAGAGUACUUUACCAGGUUUCAAAGUUUCAAUGACUGACUUCUCAAACGUUGAAAUUUGAAUAUUAGUUUCAAAGUACUAUAGUACUUUGAGAAAAAUCUUAAAGUGUCCUGUAACGACCUUCCUCUAGUUUCAAUAUUAAAUAUUGAUCCUCUUUUGGUUCAUAAAUUAUUAGUGCGUUUGGGAAUAGUAUUUUACCACAUUUUUAUUAACGAAUUUUGUUUGUUUUUGAUAUUGACAGGUAGUUCGUACAACGGCGGCAGCAGCAGCGGAAACACCAACAACAACAACAACAACAACAAUAAUAAUAAUAAUAACAACAACAACAACAACAACAACAACAACAACAACAACAACAACAACAGUGGCAUGUGUAAGUAUUGGUGUGACGUCACCCUAUAUAUAUAUAUAUAUAUAUAUAUUCCUAUAUCUAUAUACCUUCUGUUAUGAAUCAUAUUUUGUAGGUAGUUUAUUAAUUGACUAUAUGGAUGUUUCUAUUAUUCUGAUUUAGCAUCUGGUGUCAAGAUUGGUAUUGGCGUAGGCUGCGGUGCAUUCGGUAUUAUUUUGUGCAUUAUUUGUUUUGUCUGUUUUAGUUAAUGAUGUUGUAAUUAAUUACGAAACCCUGCAUGGUUUUGAUAGCAUUGUGUUUGUGAUAAUAGAGAGAAAUGGUAUUAUUAUUCAUUGCACUAUUUUCUAGUAUACAAAGCCUACAGAUACUUUUCUGCAUCUCGGUGCAGACAUGAACAUGACAAAUAAAUAUCGUAUCUGUAAGUGCCAGCGUAUUUUUGCAUGAAUUGGAAAAGAGUGGGAAAUUUUGUAAAAUUAUUUUGUUUUGACAAUGGCUCUGCUGUUUCUGCUCGUUUUGAAUAAUAAAAUAAUAAUAAUAAAUAAUAAAAG